Cylindrotheca closterium is the source of this 483-nucleotide messenger RNA. Lineage: Eukaryota; Bacillariophyta; Bacillariophyceae; Bacillariales; Bacillariaceae. The record is from the annotation of a GenBank genome assembly.
AUGCCCAUUUUACAGAUUGACCCUUUCUCAGCUGCCUUUGAUACAGCCUUUGACCAAAGCGUGCUCUUCAACAACGCCAACGGCGCCUUCAACAAACCACCACGAACAAGUAACAUAAAAAAGGCAAGGAGAACUUGGCAGCCAACCUUUGUGCACAUUCACAAGACAGAAGAAAAAUACUCCAUUAUCAUUGACGUUCCAGGCGUAAAACAAGAAGACAUGCAAAUGCAACUCACCGACAAGAACCAAACACUUCUUUUGAGUGGGAUUCGAAAAUUUCGCAACCAUGGCCGCAGUAGUAAUGAUGACAAGGAAGAAGAAGUGGACGAGGCCAAGUUUGAGAAGCGAUUCAAUAUUGGAAACGAUGUGGAUGUUGAAAAGAUUACAGCUGAUCUAUCGGAUGGCGUCUUGAACAUCACUGCUCCCAAAAAGGCGGCUCCGUCUCCAGUGACGAUCCCAAUUCAGGUCGGACAAAAAGCUUAG